This is a messenger RNA of Macadamia integrifolia, 2630 nucleotides long. RefSeq names its product subtilisin-like protease SBT3. The coding region runs from base 155 to 2494 and encodes 779 amino acids. Gene Ontology annotation, biological process: proteolysis. Gene Ontology annotation, molecular function: serine-type endopeptidase activity. The record is from RefSeq and is a predicted model, not a curated record. Lineage: Eukaryota; Viridiplantae; Streptophyta; Magnoliopsida; Proteales; Proteaceae. The transcript has a single exon.
CACAUGGGCUUAAGAAUCAUGGAGGUCCAGAUAAGAAUCUCCUUUAAUCUAUCUAUUCCAUGAAGUUGAUGGACAAGGGAAUCCACAAAAUGGGCAAACCAGAAAAAAAGAAAAGGGAACAAUCAAUUUCUUCUUUAUAAACACCUAGCCUAAGAUGAUUGUUACAGUAUCCCCAGCCAUGGCUAACCCAAGCUGCUUCUUCUUCUUCUUCUUCUUUUAUGGGUUUCUUAUCCUUUUUCAUUCUUCACUUCUGACCUCCAUAGUAGCACAAUCAAAUAUUUAUAUUGUUCAUAUGGACUUGUCUGUCAUGCCCAAAGCCUUCUCUAGUCACCACAGUUGGUACAGAGCAACCCUUUCUUCAGUAUCUGACAGUUAUAGUUCUAGUACUAGUUCUAGUUCUAGUUCCACCUCUAACCUUAUCUAUACUUACACUAAUGCCAUCCAUGGCUUUAGUGCAAUUCUCUCUCCCUCUGAGCUUGAAUCACUGAAAGAGUCCCCGGGUUUCGUGUCGUCGGUUCUAGACAUGCCAAUCACCAUUGAUACAACCCACACAUUCGAAUUCCUUGGCCUCAAUUCUGACUCAGGUGCAUGGCCUGUUUCAAAUUAUGGCAAAGAUGUCAUAAUUGGGCUAGUCGAUACCGGAAUUUGGCCGGAGAGUGAGAGCUUCCUAGAUGAAGGGAUGUCUGAUGUUCCAUCUAGAUGGAAAGGAGAAUGUGAAGAAGGUACCAAGUUCAAUUCUUCAAUGUGCAAUAAGAAGCUUGUAGGAGCAAGGUACUUCAACAAAGGUCUAGUUGGUCAUAACCCAAAUGUAACCAUUUCCAUGAAUUCAACCCGAGACACCGAUGGCCAUGGCACCCACACAUCUUCAACAGCUGCCGGCAACUAUGUGGCUGGUGCCUCUUACUUUGGGUAUGCGAGUGGGACGGCUCGAGGGAUGGCGCCUAGGGCACAUGUGGCCAUGUACAAGGCCCUUUGGGAAGAGGGUGCCUACACAUCUGAUAAAAUUGCUGCAAUAGACCAAGCAAUUUUAGAUGGGGUGGACAUUUUGUCUCUGUCCUUAGGCUUAGAUGGAGCUCCCUUGUACACUGAUGCAAUUGCCAUUGCCUCUUUUGCAGCAAUGGAGAAAGGCAUUCUCGUAUCAACCUCAGCUGGAAACGAGGGGCCUUAUAUAAGUACCCUACACAAUGGAACACCAUGGGUCAUGACUGUCGCUGCCGGUACUGUCGACCGUGAAUUUAAAGGUAUCAUAACUCUAGGCAAUGGAGUAGCAGUCACAGCGGCAACACUGUAUGCCGGUAAAAUGUUCCUAACCCAAUUGCCCCUUGUGUUCAUGGGUGCCUGCACUAGUGAGAAAGAAUUGAAGAAAGUUAGAGAUAAGAUUGUGGUUUGUGAAGACAAGAACAAUUCUGUAAGUGAUCAAUUCUAUUAUGUUAGAUCUGCAAAGGUAGCUGGAGGAAUCUUCAUUACUAACAACACUGAUCUACUAUUCUACAUAAUGAGCUUAUAUCCUAUGGCUUUCUUAAGCCCUCAGGAUGGUCAACCUGUGUUGGAUUACAUCAAAGGGAACUCUGAUCCAAGAGCCAAUUUUGAAUUUAGAAAAACAGUUCUUGGUACAAAGCCAGCACCAACUGUGGCUAGCUACAGUUCUAGAGGGCCAUCCCCAAGUUGCCCAAUUGUGUUGAAGCCUGAUGUCAUGGGUCCUGGCUCCCUAGUGUUGGCAUCAUGGACUGAAGCUAUACCAGUUUUGAAUGAUGGAUCUGUUAGGCUGUUCAACAACUUCAAUCUGAUAUCAGGUACAUCCAUGUCCUGUCCUCAUGCAGCCGGAGUUGCAGCACUGUUGAAAGCGGCGCAUCCGGAAUGGAGCCCGGCGGCUAUCCGAUCAGCCAUCAUGACCACAGCUGAUUAUUUAGAUAAUACUCUCAACCCCAUCAUUGAUACCCAAGACAAUAACCAAAUGGCAAGUCCAAUAGCCAUGGGAGCAGGUCAAAUUAAUCCAAACAAGGCAGUGGAGCCAGGACUAAUUUACGACGCCGGCAAAGAUGACUAUGUGAGGCUCCUCUGCGGAUUGAAUUUCACCAUGAAUCAAAUCAAGAUGAUCACAAGGUCUUCUGAUUACAAUUGUUCAGACCCAUCUUUGGAUCUCAACUACCCAUCAUUCAUAGCCUUCUUUAAUUCCAAUGACUCUUCUUCUGAUGCCAAAAUUGUGCAAGAAUUUCAAAGAAGAGUGACAAAUGUGGGAGAUGGGAUGUCAACUUAUAAGGCUAAGGUGACUGCCAUGGAUGGGUUUGAGGUGAAAGUGGUACCAGACAAGCUGGUUUUCAGAGACAAGUACGAGAAGUUGUGUUACAAGUUGAGGAUAAAAGGACCAAAAAGGAUGAAGCAGAUUGUGGUUCAUGGUGCUCUAAGCUGGGUUGAAGUUGGAGGGAAUCACGUGGUGAGAAGUCCCAUAGUAGUCACAAGCCUUAGCUCAGAACCUUUGUCUGGGAACGGUUAGGUUAAGAGUGUCUCUUAGUUUGGGUAGGGAUGAUGAAUAAGUAGAUCUAGGCAUUUAGCAGAAAAUAAACGAUGUGUAGCGCUUGUGAAGCUGCUUGUUUUAACCAUAAAUAGAAUUAUUGAAAAGAAAUAAUCAA